Molecule: messenger RNA, 5179 nt
Organism: Gadus chalcogrammus (walleye pollock)
Lineage: Eukaryota; Metazoa; Chordata; Actinopteri; Gadiformes; Gadidae
Gene: il17ra1a
Product: interleukin 17 receptor A1a
Exons: 11
Coding region: 219-2678 (819 amino acids)
Molecular function (GO): interleukin-17 receptor activity
Source: RefSeq, a predicted model, not a curated record
AGGAAGUCCAACCGCACUCAUACACACACUGCCGUACCAGGAAGUUGACUCACAAACGGCCGCUUGUCUGUUCAGAUCUGCCCUGUACUGUACGACGCGGCUUCAAAAACAACCUCACGGCGUCGAUUUGUUGACCUUUUGAAGCGGGGAUCGGACGUAAAAUGGAUCGAAAGGGCGCACAAUGGGAUUAACGAGGCGCUCCCCGUCCAACAGUAACUAUGCGGCGGUAUCUCGUCCUGAUUUUCCUCCACGCUUCUCUCGGUUUGCGGAUCGUCCCCGGGUCGUCCUCUGACUGUUCUCAACAGGGUUUGGGAUGUAAAGUCCACAUAAAUAACUGCAUUGGCAGACGUCUGUCCGAUAGGACCGAGUACAUCCCCGCGGCCCCAGAGGGACUCGACGCCCGCUGGGAGACGCGAGAGGACGAGAAGGGGAACGUGUUCCCGGUCGUCCACGCGAGGUGGAACAUGGUGGACGACGGGAGCAUAAGUUUCCUGAACGGAACGGAGCUCCACGUCCUGGUGAGGGACACCAACCAGGACCUCUGCGUUCGAUACUCCUUCUCCCAGCGGUUAACCUCCAGGAACCCAGACGGAGAGAAGUGGUCUUUCUCAGUCUCUACGGUCAUGGUGGACCCCGGCCAGACGUAUCUGGUCUCGGUCUUCAACAUCCCCAAACCGGAGCCCCUUCACAGCAGUUACAAAGUCCACAAGGAGAUCACUGUCCCAGGUUGCCAAGAUCCCGUAUUAAAGAAGAGCAAGUUCUGUGUUGAGCGCGGAAGCCUUUGGAGCCCCAACGUGACCGAGGUGUUUGACGCGCACACGCUGUCUGUGGGCUUCAGCACUGACAGACUGGCCGAAAAAUACAGUGUGAUCGCCGAGUGUGAAGGGAGGUAUCAACGACAGAUCGCCUACAUGAACAAAAUGGCGUCGUUGAAUGUGACGUUUAAUAUGAAGGACUGGCCUCUGAGCUGCUGUCAGAUGACCGUAGAGAUACAGCCCUACUUCCCAGAAUGUUGGAACGACUGCGGCAGGCGAAGAAAGAACUUCUCUAUCUGUGGAGUGACACCCACCUCUUCCCCUGUGCCGUUUGCUCCCUACUCAUGGAUUGGAUUCGGGUUGAUCUUCCUGUGUGUGGUGAUAGCAUGCAUAUGUAUAUAUGUCAUCCGAAAGCCUAAAAAAUUCGAUCCCAGCGACGACCAUCUCACCUCCCGACCGAUCAAAGAGGAGCGACUCCGGCUGGACUUGCAGCCCCCCAAGCUGCUGGUCAUCUACUCCCAGGACCACCCGCUGUACCGCUCCGUGGUCCUGAACCUCUGCGCCUUCCUCAAGUCCAAGUGUGGCACGGACGUGCUGGUGGACCUGCUGGACGCCACCAUGGUGGGCACGGUGGGCACCACGCGCUGGCUGGAGUGGCAGCGGCGGCAGCUGCAGCACCCCCUGGACAAGAUCCUGAUCCUGUGCUCGCGGGGGGUGCAGGCCAAGUGGAGGGCCAUGUGUGGCGAGGAGCGGGUGCUGCUGCGGGAGGACGUGCUCUCGCCCAACGACGACAUGCUGGUGCCCUUCCUCAACCUCUUCCUGCCCAACAUGCACCAGCCCGCCGCGCUGGGGAAGUACAUCGUGGCGUACUUUGAGGACGUCAGCGACGAGCGCGACGUGCCGUCCGUCUUUGACAUCGCCGUCAAGUACCGGCUGAUGAAGCACUUCGAGGAGCUGUACUUCCGCGUCCUGGAGAUGGAGAAGUACCAGCCGGGCUGCGUCAACCACAUCGAGGGCAUCGGCAAGGAGGAGUACUUCACCUGUCCGUCGGGCUGCGCCCUGAGGGACGCCAUCCGGACCUUCAAGGCCUUCCAGACGGAGAACCCGGAUUGGUUCGAGGCGCAAUGCGUCGCCAGCGAGGAGGACGCGGUUGCUCGGCAGAACCUGCUCAACCGGCUCCCGGACAUCCCUCCGGUCCUGGAGUGCGUCCCUCUGAUCCGCGACGGGACCCCCGUCUACAUCAACGAGGCGUUGGUGCAGAGCGCCACCUCGGUGUACGUGCUGACGCCCGAGCUGAACAACCACAACAGCGGCCGCCCCUCCGUGGCGGCGGUGGAGCCGAGGGUCAACCCCCCGUCCCUGGAUCCGUACCGGGUGAAUGCGCCGCUGGUCAAUCGGCCCCAUGGCGUCGUGAGGCAGCAGUGUCCGCACGGCCGCGACACAGAGGAGGGCCGCAUGCUCCUGGCCGUGCCGUCGCUCAACCAGCCGCCGCUACAGGUCUGUCGGCAGUGGCACAGCGUCCGGCAAGACGCCGCUGGUCGCAGCCCUGUUGAGGACGAUGAGGAAGAGGACGAGGAGGAGGAACAGGAGGACGAGGAGGAGCACGAGGAGCAGGAGGAGGGAACCCUGGUCUCAUGCCCCGGCCCUGGGACAGGUCAAGGUCCAACCGAACCUCAGUACCCGUCCCGCUCAGACAUUGAGAACCUGCGGCAGCUUCAGCUGCUGCUUGGGGGGUCCCAUCCCGUCGAGGUAGGGGAGAAUGAGCUUCUGUUGGGGCCCUCUGCCAAGGGCCCAAGCACGGGCUCCGAUCAGGGCUACAUCUCCAAGGAGCCUUCCCGGCGGAGCCAGCCAGAACCAGAGACUGAUCCGCUGGUAGCUCUGGCAAGGCUGCAGCAGGAGCUGUUUCAGACUGCGCUCACAUAGAUAAUAAUGAUAAAAGGGACUGCUUUUAUAUUGCGCUUUUAUCCAAAGUGCUUUACAAUAUUACCUGACAUUCACCCGUUCAUGUACACGUUCACACACCGACGGCGGAGUCAACCAGGCAAGGCGACAGCCAGCUCGUCAGGAAGAGUCAGAGUGACGUGUCUCGCUCAGUGACGCCUCGACACUGAGCAAGGAGGGCCCGGUAUCGAACUAGCAACCUUGCGGUUACCAGCCGACCAACUCUACCUCCUGAGCUACUGCUGCCCAGAUAUUAAACACUUGUAUUAUUGACCCACCCCCCCCCUUUUUUUCUGGCGGAUCUUGGCCGCAGGAAAUAAAAAGCACUCAAUUCAACGGGGUGCUAUCUCUCGAGAUUUAUUGACGUUUUUUUUCAACCACAUAAAUACUCUGUUGUACAAUCUACAGUACAUACAAUUGGUCAUAUCAAUAUUGAUAACACACAUUGUACAGGUAGAAUGUUUGCUUUCUGUGACCCCCCUCGGAUAAUGAGUCAUUGACCUGGAAGUGAUUCAGGGUCAAACGAGAGCUAAGAGUGUAUCUUAAAAUAGCGACGACUCCGCAUGCACCAUUUUGUGGUUUGUUGUGAAAUUUUGAAACCCAACCUGUGUGAACUUAUUCAGCCUUUCUUUAUUUAUCCUCUUUUGCUAAGCCGAGUGGGUAAUGACCCAUUAAGUACGAACCGUACGCCUGUUGAAACAAUUGUCGUGAUUUAAAUGUAUGGUUGAUCUAGCGCAGCGCAGGUCUGCUACGGUUUAAAAACUGCAGUCGGGAAAGAAAACAGUUGAAUAGCAGAGAUUUAAAAAUGGCAUAGCAUGCUGCCGACACUUAUGAUGCUAUCAAUAAGACAUGGUUUAAAGAAGGGUCAAACUUUCUUGAGUCACCAAGCACUUAACUCUCGCCUCUAGAAACAGCGCCAUCUCUGCUUAACCAUCGCUAAUUCAAUUUCAUUGUUAUAUCUUGUAAUGGAGGGGAUUUCGCCGGGGAAUACAGAAUACAAAAUACAAACGACUGAGACACCAAGUGUCUGAGUACCUGUUGUGUUUGAUACCGUGUCUUGCACUGUUCAUGAGAUUUGGUUUGAGUAUUUGGUAACUCUUUAACAACUUUGGCAUGUGACCGGUGACAAGAAAAACACAAAAAGACAACUCUCAGUGUAGUCAUCUUGCUAUAUCAAGUCAAGUCCAGAACCGAUUGUGAACUAACACCAUACAGAAUGUGACUAAUAACACACAGCGGUAUAAGUAUCUAACGUGAUUCAGAAGGCAGAAGCAGGGGGUGUAGUUCAUGAUUCCUCAACUGUGGGUCAAUGCUAAAUUAUGCAAUUAACCCAGCUAAAGUUUCAUAAAACUUUCUGUGACUGAAUAGAACUGUAAUAAUAAAGAAAGAAAUCCAUCGAUUGCACAAUAUCAAAUGUAUUUGACAUGUAUUUUUGUAUUUAAACCUGCAUUAUGCAAGUGUUUCCCUUAAGGGAGAGGGGGAGAUGAACCAGAAUAAAAUGAUGAGAAAAAUCCCCUUGAUAUAUUGAAUCUUGGAUGCGUUUUAUAUUAGAUAGCUUGAGGGAGUAAAUAAUUGCACUAGAAAAGUCACAUGGUGCAUGUUUAAAUGUCCUACAAUUGUAUAACUGUUACUAAUGUGAAGUAAUUGCACGUAAUCGCAUUUCAGAGGCGUCACUGUAGUUGGGUGACACCUUUAACGCAGGUGCCACUAACCCAUGUCACUAAUUAUAGUUCCUUUUAUGGAUCCAACACCUGAUGAGUGACACAGGUGUCACUCCUAAGUAAUUAUGGAUCCUUUUUUUAGACCAGAGCACAGGUAGUCGACUCCACUAGUGUAGAUAAGUCUACUGCCUGACCAUGCCAUAAAAGGAGCAGACCCCUAAUUAGAGUAACGAGCAACACCUGUUGAGAAGUGGAUAUCAACAGUCCACUGUUGAUUUUGGGCCACACAGUAAAACAAGGCACAAAUCAACCACCGCUGGGGAAAGGGGAACACAUCAGGGUUUAGGCACUAAAAACUAAACGUACAACCAUCUGAAUAAUGGAUCGUCACUGAAUGUCUGCACCAUAUUGCACAAUGGAAGUCCUUGUGCACUAUAUAUAUUCUAUCAUACCGUCCGGACCACCCCCGCUAGAUAAAACAGAAGCUUGUGAAAUACUCUAUUACAUAUCGUGUGCUGAGGUAUACUAUCACUUAAACCUAUACUUCUUUGUACAUAUGUAGCUACUGUAUAUUUGUAUGCUAAGGAAGCAGAAGCCUUUUCCGUGUGCUGACGAAAUUCAAUCAUACUCCUUUGCCGACACAGAUUGUCUCAAUAUUUCCAAACAAUAAACUCUACUCUUCAUCAUGUUUAGCUUACAACUAUAACGUAUAAGUCGUCCAAUAUGGUGGUACACAAAUCGUGUGUUUGGAUUGACAGAGGACCAACCUAGACCCACUUAGUAGUAGUAGUAGUAGCCUACAAUCAUAUCACAACAAACUAA